Molecule: messenger RNA, 3872 nt
Organism: Anolis carolinensis (green anole)
Lineage: Eukaryota; Metazoa; Chordata; Lepidosauria; Squamata; Anolidae
Gene: htra3
Product: HtrA serine peptidase 3
Exons: 9
Coding region: 50-1429 (459 amino acids)
Biological process (GO): proteolysis
Cellular component (GO): extracellular region
Molecular function (GO): protein binding; serine-type endopeptidase activity
Source: RefSeq, a predicted model, not a curated record
CAGCCUGGCGUCCCGUCGGAGCCGGAGCCGGCGGUGCGGUGCGGGCGCGAUGCGGGCGACGCUGCUGCUGCUGCUGGCGCUGCUGGCGUUGGCGUCGGGCUCGCGGCCCGGGGGCGACCGCUGCCCGGCGCGCUGCGACGUCUCCCGCUGCCCGAGCCCCAUCUGCCCCAGCGGGUACGUGCCCGACGGCUGCAACUGCUGCCUGGUGUGCGCGGCGGGCGAGGGCGAGGCGUGCGGACGGGCGGAAGACCCUCCCUGCGGAGAAGGGCUCCAGUGCCGCUCCUUCAACGCCGAGCCCGAGCGGAGGGGCGUCUGCCAGUGCAAGCUGGGCGCCGCCGUCUGCGGCUCCGACGGCAGGAGCUACGCCAACGCCUGCCGCCUCCAGACCGCCGCCAGGCAAGCCCUGCAGCAGGGGAGGCCGCCCGUGCGCCAGGUCCAGAAGGGCGCCUGCAGAGCCGGUCAUCAGCAGCUGAACAGCCCAAGGUUUAAGUUUAACUUCAUUGCCGAUGUGGUGGAGAAGAUAGCACCAGCAGUUGUCCAUAUUGAACUUUUCCUGCGGCACCCUCUGUUUGGUCACAAUGUUCCUCUUUCCAGUGGAUCUGGGUUUAUUAUGUCAGAUACAGGUUUAAUUGUGACCAAUGCCCAUGUUGUGUCCAGCAGUAGUACGGUGACUGGGCGACAACAGUUAAAAGUGCAAUUACAAGAUGGAGAUACUUACGAAGCAAAAAUCAAAGACAUUGAUAAGAAGUCUGAUAUAGCAACAAUAAAGAUCAACCCACGGAAAAAGCUGCCUGCCCUGUCAAUCGGACAGUCUGGCGAUCUGAGGCCUGGGGAAUUUGUGGUGGCUAUGGGGAGCCCUUUUGCCUUGCAGAAUACAGUGACAACAGGUAUUGUCAGUACAGCUCAACGAGACGGGAAGGAGCUGGGCUUGAAAGAUUCUGAUAUGGAUUACAUUCAGACAGAUGCUAUUAUCAAUUAUGGGAACUCAGGAGGACCUCUGGUGAACUUGGACGGUGAAGUGAUUGGCAUCAAUACUUUAAAAGUUACUGCUGGGAUUUCCUUUGCAAUUCCUUCCGAUCGUAUUGCCCAAUUCCUCUCGGAGAAUUAUGACAAAAAAGAUGGGAAGAAAAGAUUUAUUGGCAUAAGGAUGCUCACAAUCACCCCUGUGCUAAUGGAAGAACUGAAGGUUAAUAAUCCAGAUUUUCCAGAUGUCAUUAGUGGAAUUUAUGUCCACGAAGUUGUUCCAAAUUCACCAUCACAAAGAGGUGGAAUUGAAGAUGGCGAUAUCAUUGUGAAGGUGAAUGGACGUCCACUGAAGACUUCCGCUGACCUACAAGACGCAGUGAUGAAUGAAUCGCCUCUACUACUUGAAGUUAGAAGAGGAAACGAUGAUUUAUUAUUUAACAUAGAACCUGAAGUAGUUAUGUAAACCAAACUGAGGAAUAUCACCGUGACACAAUUAAACCUCAUUUAUUCUAGAACUUCAGAUACCUCUUUUACAGUGACAGCAAUCUUGGCGAGUCAUGACUAUGGCUAGUUGAACAAAUUCAAAUGUUCGAACCAGUGUUUUGCCCAUAGUCCACAACGACCAGGCUCCAAUGGCGCUACUUCAUAAUUCAAGCCAUUGCAGAUUUAUGAGAUUCUUGCCUAUUUUAUUUCAUAUAGUUUUAUGACUGUUGAGUAUGAAAGAAGCUCAGAUUCAUGAUCAUUCUUGUGGUUUAAGCAAAAUAUUUAUGCUUAAUUAGCAUUAGACACUAAGCAGCUCAAUAUGGCCUCUAUUUACAAAACACACUUUUGGAUUUAGUCCUUCCACUCUAGUCUGACUUUUAUGGGGUUUACACAGCUAGACUCUUGGCUUUUAUAUAGUUGGUGAGUUGCAGCAUUAAUCUGAUCUCAUCUAAAUCUGAACUCUUGGCAAUCUAGUUUAAAUGUGAAAUUAUGCAUUUGCUUUGCAAGGACUUUAACUUACGUUGAGAAAUUAUUAUUCUCAAAUAGAAGAAGAGUGAUUAAAUGCAAGGGAAAGAGAAUGGUGCUGGUAGCCUUAGCGUGAUGGAUAAAACAAAUAAUUAAUCCUUCCGCCUGCAUUAUUUGUUCUGGUACCAAGCUUGCAUCUCUAGCAAAAUAUUUCUUUAAGCAAGAGUGGUUUGCUUAAGGAAGAAAACACAGCUCAAGCCUCAAGCCCCUUCUACACUGCCAUAUAAAAUCCAGAUUAUCUGAUUUGAACUGGAUUAUAUGGCAGUGUAGACUUAUAUAAUCCAGUUCAAAGAAAAUAAUGUGGAACCCCCGGUAGCACAAUGGAUUAAAAGCUUGUACCAGCAGGACUGCUGACUGAAAGAUCAGUGGCUUGAAUCUGGGGGGCAGGGUGAGCUCCUGUCUGUAAGCUCUAGCUAACAAGAGAAGCCUCCUACAGGAUGGUAAAACAUCCGGACUCCCCCGGGCAACAUCCUUGUAGACAGCCAAUUCUCUCACACCAGUAGUGACUUGCAGUCUCUCAAGUUGCCCCUAACAUGAUUUUUUUUUUAUUAUCUGCUUUGAUAAUAUGGCAGCAUAGAAGCAGUCUCCGAUGUUUACUGGGGAAGAUGUGUUGUGUAAAGGAAAUUCUCUUCACAGGAACUAUUCCAUUCCAAAACCAAUCCUGUGACAUCCCUUUUGAAUCCCCUGUAUUGGGGAAUAUAUCUCCAACAAUUAAUGGAAACCAGCCUAUGCUAGAAAUUCUACACUGAAUAUUUCAAACCUUGUGAAGAAUAGAGAGUUCCUCUCCUUUUGUUAAUACAACUUCUGCAAUCUGGGUGCAGGACAUAAUUUAUCUGAGUGGGCAUCUGUAUUGCCACUCAUAUUUUCUGUGGUAUUUAAAGUGCAGCAAGGUGUUUAAGUGAAAUUCAGGACUCCUUGUUGUGUAUAUACCUGCUUUUGUGUGUGCACACAAUAAAAGCCAUGUGGCUGUUCGCCUUAGAGGAAUAAAGUUAGAGAGGUAUGUGAAAAUGGGCUGUCGUUGUGAAUUCCAAUCUGUCAUCAUGUCACCCUCCUCUUUUAUGAGUGAGUUGCCACUUUCUCCUAAAACCCUUGUCUGGUUUGGUAGUUCUCAAAAAAGCAAUUCUAGACAAAGAUGAACCAGAAGUUAAUGUGGUGUGAGAAGAGAAGGGGAACAGCAUGGCUAAUAUGGGUAGGUGGUCAAGAGCGAGAUCAGCUGGAGAAAGAUCAAGAAGCUAUACCAGAUAUUGAGGCUGGAUCUACACUGCCAUAGAAUCCAGAUUAUCAGAGCAGAUAAUCCACAUUGAACUGGAUUAUAUAAGUAUGGCAUUGAAUCUUGCUAGGUGUUGUAAGCCGCCUUGAGUCCCCUUGGGUGAGAAAGGCGGGGUAAAAAUGUUGUAAAUAAAUAAAUAAGUCUACACUCAUAGAAUCCAGUUCAAAGCAUAUUAUCUGGAUUUUAUAUGGUAGUUUAGAAGGGUCCUGAGACUUCAGCCCCAUCUUUUUCACUAGGUGCCAUUUGACUGUGCCUUCCAUGUAUGAAACUUAAGUAUUUCCAAGCUAUUCUCUGCAACAGCAAGUGCUACAUUUUUGAAAAUUACUUCAAUGCAGGCUAAGCUAUUGCUCUAUUACGCUAUAUGGUUAAUCUGGUUUUGGUCACAGGCUAAUUUGUGCCAAGCUUGUGCAGAAGAGGAAUGUAGUAAAUGAUUCUUAUAGAAUUAUUGCCUGAUGUAAACUCUAAACAAUGUGCAAAGCAAAGCUAAAACUUUGAGAAAGUGCACAAUUUUUCAGGGGUUUAAGUUUUAUCUUUUCAUUGUAUUGGAAAGCAUCAUUAUACAAAUUGUAUACUUAUGACAAGUACUGUAUGUUUCUACUGUACAAAGAUUAAAGUUUACAGAAAUAAA